Messenger RNA from Brettanomyces bruxellensis, 3732 nucleotides. RefSeq lists its product as uncharacterized. Gene Ontology annotation, cellular component: nucleus. The coding region runs from base 1 to 3732 and encodes 1243 amino acids. The transcript has a single exon. Gene Ontology annotation, biological process: transcription-coupled nucleotide-excision repair. Lineage: Eukaryota; Fungi; Ascomycota; Pichiomycetes; Pichiales; Pichiaceae. Gene Ontology annotation, molecular function: ATP-dependent chromatin remodeler activity; ATP binding. The record is from RefSeq and is a predicted model, not a curated record.
AUGCCUGAAAAGAAGGGGGAAAAGCAAGAAGAGUUUUUUCAUCUUCCCACCCAGGAUGAAGUUGCCAGCUCCGAAAAAGCUUCAGAUGUCGAUCCUCAAAGAUCGGGUAAUGCUGAUGGGGAUUCGGUAUCGAAAGCCGAUGCAAAAGAGACUGAUUUAGGCCAAGUGACAUCAAAAGCAGCUUCUGACUCUGUGGAAGACAAUAGUGAAGAACCCGUUUCUCUUCAAUCCUUGGGAGUGAAAUUCAUAGAACAAAAUUCUUUGGAGCGGUCUGUUGCCGAGCAGGCAGACAAGGUAAUGGCUGAAAAGGAUGUUGAGCUCGAGCAAAAACGACUAGAUAAGGCCUUAAAGAAACUCAAGAAACUUGAGACUGAGGUUGAUCGACUUCGUACGAAGAUUGAUUUUGGAACAGGACGGAUAUCGCAGAAAGAAGCACUUCGAAGGCGUGCGGAAAAAAUAGAAAGUUCCGAUAUUCUUCAGGCAUCCACAGAUGUCAAGGAAAUAACUGAACGGCUAAGAAGAGCACAGUCGAUUGUAAAGGAUCAGAAAGAUAUCAUCACGGAGUCGGACGAAUCCACAGUUGAGAAUACAGCUUUGUCCUCGGGCCAGAAGUCCAGAAGACUGCUAGAUGAGACUCAGCAGGAGUAUCUCAUGAGAAUCGGUAAGAUUACUGCAUUUGGAAGCAAGAACAGAUUUAUUGAGGAGGUUGGGGAUGGAGAGGAUGAAAAUCUAGCUUCGUCUCAUCAGAAUCUUAAACGGCCGGGAUUGGAAAGUCUCGAAAUGGAAACUGCCCAAGGGGAGAAUGGUAAACAGGAAAACGAUAAUUCCGGGAAGAUUUUAGGUAAACGUAAAAGAAGAAAGGUGAUACCGAUAGAUGAUGAUGAUGAGUAUAUGGAGCCAUCUGAUGAUGGAGAACUAGUGAAUAGUAGUGAUGAAGAUGAAGAUGAUUAUUACACGGAGGAAAAUGUUGAGGAGUCGGAUAUCGAUGAUGUCGAUGUAUCUGUUCCGGCAAAGAAGAAAACUCCGGAGGAGGAAUUUAAAAACAUAGAUGACGGAGAUGAGAAGCUUUACCAGAAGCGUGUGAAAGAGUGGAUAAAUACGAGAUCACGACUCAGAGCAUUAAAACGUCCAAAUUAUGUUAAUGAUUCCGACAAACCAGAGUGGGAGAAGCCACAUCCGACUGCCAAUGAUGGAAUUCUCAAUGAUGAGUUUCGGAUUCCCGGUGAUAUUUAUCCAUCGUUGUUCGACUACCAGAAAACCGGUGUUCAGUGGUUGUGGGAGUUGUACAGUCAGAAAACAGGCGGUAUUAUUGGUGAUGAGAUGGGUUUGGGAAAAACAAUUCAGGUGAUAGCUUUUCUUGCCGGCUUGCAAUACAGUGGGAAGUUAAAGAAGCCGGUAUUGGUUGUUUGUCCCGCUACUGUGCUUCGUCAAUGGUGUAAUGAAUUUCAUCGUUGGUGGCCGGCUUUCAGGGUGAUGAUUCUACACUCAAUUGGCAGUGGAAUGAGUGGAAUGUCAAAGAAAAGACGCAGCCAAUUACGCGAUGAGGAAAGCUGGGAGGAAGAUCUUGAGUUGGAAGAGCAUCAAAGCCAUAGAUCGGCACACAGCAUAAUGAAUGAACAAAAUGCACGGGAAUUGGUGCACAGAGCUGUUUCCAAGGGUCAUGUGAUUAUUACCACGUACGUUGGGGUCAGAAUAUAUGCGAAGUACCUUCUUCCUGUGCAUUGGCAGUAUGCUGUGCUUGAUGAAGGCCAUAAGAUCAGAAAUCCAGACAGCUACAUUACUCUUACAUGCAAACAGAUUAGAACCUCCAACAGAAUCAUUCUUAGUGGAACGCCAAUUCAAAAUAACUUGGUGGAACUCUGGAGUUUAUUUGACUUCAUAUUCCCUGGCCGGCUUGGUACAUUGCCGGUAUUCCAAAAGCAGUUUUGUAUUCCCAUUAACCUAGGUGGAUAUGCCAAUGCCACCAACGUUCAGGUGCAAGCCGGCUAUAAGUGUGCAGUCAUACUUAAGGAUCUCAUAUCUCCUUAUCUGCUACGUCGUGUUAAAGCUGAUGUGGCUCAGGAUUUGCCUAAGAAAUCCGAGAUGGUACUCUUUUGCAAUCUCACAAAACGUCAGAGGGUGUUGUACCAAAGUUUUCUACACUCCGAAGAUAUCGAACGCAUAUUGAAGGGGAAACGAAAUGCUCUUUACGGAAUUGAUAUCUUACGGAAGAUUUGCAACCAUCCAGACUUGGUCGAGGGCAAGAUUAUAGACGGCAAAAGGGAAACCGGGACUAAGGAUAGUAAAAAAGAGUCUUCAAGGACACUUGCAGAGAAAUCUGGUAAGAUGCAGGUUGUUAGCAAAUUGCUUCAACUAUGGCAGAAGGAAAACCGCAAAGCUCUCAUAUUUACGCAAACACGACAAAUGCUGAAUAUUAUGGAGCAUUAUAUGGAAGUGUUAAAUAGAGAGACAAACAAUACUUUUGGAUAUCUUCGAAUGGAUGGAACCACUCCGAUUGGAGAGAGGCAAAAGUUGGUCGAUAGCUUUAAUACCGACCCAAAAUACCAGGUGUUUCUUUUGACAACACGGGUCGGAGGUUUGGGUGUAAACUUGACUGGUGCCAGUAGGGUGAUUAUAUAUGAUCCAGAUUGGAAUCCAUCUACCGAUAUCCAGGCAAGAGAAAGGGCAUGGAGAUUAGGACAGAAAAAGGAUGUGACAAUUUAUAGAUUGAUGAUUGCUGGUACGAUCGAGGAGAAGAUAUACCACAGACAAAUAUUCAAGCAGUUUCUCACCAACAAGGUUUUAAAGGAUCCGAAACAGAAGAGGUUCUUUAAGAUGACGGACAUGUAUGAUUUGUUUACGUUGGGUGAUCAGGACACAAAGGGUACGGAUACUGCUGACUUGUUUGGUGCCAGAGAGACAAACUACUCUGGUACUAAAGAGAGGAAGUCGAAGUAUUUAAGUGGGGUGAAUGCAAGGCGUAGAACUUCUUCUCCUGACGAUAUUUCGGAAGAUAAUGGGGACUCGGAUGAUUUCAUGAAGGUUUCCAAGAUGAGGGGAGUUGCCAGUAUACAGAAGUAUGAUACAGGAGAAGGUUCCAAAUCGAAAGGCAACGAUGAUGACUCAAGGCUUGUUUCGCAAAUUUUCAAAGCAUCUGGUGUUCAUUCGGCAAUUCGGCAUGACGCAGUGCUUAAUUCAGGAGGUGAGGGAUCUAAUACUGUGAAUACUAUUGAGCGAGAAGCAGAAAGAAUCGCAAAGGAUGCAGUUAGUGCUCUUAGGGAGUCAAGGAAAGCAGCAAGAAAAAGUGGAGUUUCAGUUCCAACAUGGACAGGAAGACAUGGAGCUGCUGGUAGGAUGGCAAGAAAACCGUUGAUGAAUACCAGAAAGAAGAUACCCGGUGCAGUUCUAGGCCUUCAUAUUUACCGUGGAAGAUCUGGGUUGUCAUCUGCUUCUCUUCUGCAGAGUAUGAAGAAAAGACAGAAUUCAUCUGGAACUUUGAAGCGGAUUGUAAAAGCUCCUCAGAAAGACAUUAGCAGUAGCUCCAACGAGAACACGGAGAAGCUCAUAUACAAUCUUAGUAACUAUAUGUCAGGCUUGGAUGGAUGUUUCAGCACAUCAAGCGACAUUCUAGAUCAUCUAAAUGUUGACAUAUCGAAUGAGAAGGAUGUACGAGUUCUCCGUUCGAUGUUAAGAACAAUUUGCAAGUGGGAUAAAGUUAGAAAGGGGUGGGUUCUCGGGAAAGAGUUUAGAUAG